This is a messenger RNA of Phalacrocorax carbo (great cormorant), 2435 nucleotides long. Lineage: Eukaryota; Metazoa; Chordata; Aves; Suliformes; Phalacrocoracidae. The record is from RefSeq and is a predicted model, not a curated record.
AUCCGGGAAAAUUUGGGUGAGACUCUGGGAAAAUUUGGGUGAGACUCUGGGAAAAUUUGGGUGAGACUCCGGGAAAAUUUGGAUGAGAAUCCGGGAGAAUUUGGGUGAGACUCUGGGAAAAUUUGGGUGAGACUCUGGGAAAAUUUGGGUGAGAAUCUGGGAGAAUUUGGGUGAGACUCUGGGAAAAUUUGGGUGAGACUCUGGGAAAAUUUGGGUGAGAAUCUGGGAGAAUUUGGGUGAGACUCUGGGAAAAUUUGGGUGAGAAUCUGGGAGAAUUUGGGUGAGACUCUGGGAAAAUUUGGGUGAGAAUCUGGGAAAACUUGGGUGAGACUCCGGGAAAACUUGGGUGAGAAUCUGGGAAAAUUGGGGUGAGACUCUGGGAAAAUUGGGGUGAGACUCUGGGAAAACUUGGGUGAGACUCUGGGAAAAUUUGGGUGAGAAUCUGGGAAAACUUGGGUGAGACUCCGGGAAAACUUGGGUGAGAAUCUGGGAAAAUUGGGGUGAGACUCUGGGAAAAUUGGGGUGAGACUCUGGGAAAAUUGGGGUGAGACUCUGGGAAAAUUUGGGUGAGAAUCUGGGAAAAUUUGGGUGAGAAUCUGGGAAAAUUGGGGUGAGACUCUGGGAAAACUUGGGUGAGACUCUGGGAAAAUUUGGGUGAGAAUCUGGGAAAAUUGGGGUGAGACUCUGGGAAAACUUGGGUGAGACUCCGGGAAAACUUGGGUGAGACUCUGGGAAAAUUUGGGUGAGAAACCGCCGGGCUCUGACUUUUAUCUUAAUUUAAGGGUGAUUUUCCCACCUUUUCCCCCUUUUUCCUCCCCCCGGCCGCUGCUUUCAUUCCCCUCCCCGCAAUUUUGCCGAGGAAAAUGCACAGAACAGGCGCAACCUGGGGUUUAUUGAACUGUUUUGGGGCGUUAUUACUCAUUCCCGGUGCCCUUUUCCGCUCGUUUGCUCUCCAAACCCCGCGCCGGCUGGCGGGGGACGGAUUCGAGGCCCUUUGACGUCAGCCCUUAUCUCCCCCGGCCACGUUUUCCCGGGGGGGCCACCGGCGAAAUUCUCCGCCUCUCGCAGGAUUUCUCUGGACGUGAGGGAGUUGGCGUCGCUUUAUCUCCGAUUUUAAGCAUUUUUUUUUUUCCUCAAACCCGGUCGGAUUUGAUCACUCAAGAAAUCAAGGAGGCGGGGAUGGAUUUGAGGCGGAUUCAUCCCUGAGCCCGCACAAGGAAUGGGAAUUUUGGGCUAUAAUCGCGUCUACGAGCCGGGAGGAGACGCCGCCCUGGGCGCCAUGGCUUUCCUCCUCAAACCACGCCCGCGGGAUCUUGCCCCAGACUAUGACGCGGUGAAAGAGUUUGAAGUUGACGUGACCCUGGAUCCGGCCACGGCGGGCCCGGAGGUGAUCCUCUCCGAGGACCUCAAAGAGGCCGCUUGGGGCCGACCUGGACGCCGGUGGCCCGACGGUCCGGCCCGCUUCGACACGGACCCCUGCGUGCUGGGCAGCGAGGGCUUCGCCUCGGGCCGUCACUACUGGGAGGUGGAAGCCACCGGGCGCUUCUGGGCUGUCGGGGUGGCCCGCGAAUCGCUUCGGAGGAAAGGCCGCAUCCUCUUCAAGCCCGACGCCGAGAUUUGGGGUCUGCAGAAGUACGACGAGCUCUGCGUGGCGCUCACGGCUCCUUCCAACACCGCCGUCCCGCUCCUCGCGGGCGAGAUCGGCGUCUACCUGGACUACGAGGUCGGACAGGUCUCCUUCUACGCCGUCGGCGCCCGCCGACGCAUCUUCACCUUCCCCGUGGCCUCCUUCCGCGGAGAGAGGGUCUUCCCUUACUUCGGCGUCCUCCUCUCCACCGUCAGGCUGUGCCCCAAGGGCUGAGGCGCCGGCGGGGUCCCCCCGACGCCGGUUCUUCCACGGUGGUCGGAAAGGUUGAGUUUGGACGUCAACGUCCUCGACGCUCCUCGACUCUUCGUUUUCCAGGUUUUGGGAGUCGUUUGCACCUCAGCUCCUGGCCUCCGUCUUGGGGGGUCCCGCCUCCGUCUUGGGGGGCCCUGCCUCUGUCUUGGGGGGUCCCACCUCCAUCUUGGGGGGCCCUGCACCCGUCUUGGGGGGUCCUGCCUCUGUCUUGGUGGGCCCUGCCUCCAUCUUGGGGGGUCCCACCUCCAUCUUGGGGGGCCCUGUACCCGUCUUGGGGGGUCCCGCCUCUGUCUUGGUGGGCCCUGCCUCCAUCUUGGGGGGUCCCACCUCCAUCUUGGGGGGCCCUGUACCCGUCUUGGGGGGUCCCGCCUCUGUCUUGGUGGGCCCUGCCUCCAUCUUGGGGGGUCCCACCUCCAUCUUGGGGCAUCCCGCCGCCAUCUUGGGGGGUCCCGCCGCCAUCUUGGGCACUGCUACCUCCAUCUUAGGGGCCCCGCCUCCAUCCUGGGGGGUCCUGCCUCCAUUUUAGGGCAUCCUA